Messenger RNA from Cyphellophora attinorum, 2163 nucleotides. RefSeq lists its product as uncharacterized. Bases 1 to 2163 code for a protein of 720 amino acids. The transcript has a single exon. The record is from RefSeq and is a predicted model, not a curated record. Lineage: Eukaryota; Fungi; Ascomycota; Eurotiomycetes; Chaetothyriales; Cyphellophoraceae.
AUGAGCUACUUCUCACCGAAUGUGAAUACAGGUGGCGGGAACACGGGGGAGAAAUCCAUUUGGUCGCCUGUCUCUGACAGCAUUCAGUCGCCAUUAUCCGACGUCACUUCACGAUCAGAACAAUCAAAGAAACGUGGGACGAAUAAUUUACAUCGACCAUGGCGACACUCAAUCUCCCAUCAUCAUCUAGCACACGCUUCGACAUCGCCCUCGACCACGACAGUUCGACAAUUUAAUCCUGGCAAACAACGCCUUCGACUCUUCAUUGCUGCUGGGCUAUCAUGGCUGGUGACCGUCUUCUUCUGCCUAGUGCUAGGCCUAUGUCUAUGGGGCUUUUCGCAACUUCUGCUCAUGAAAGUCUGGCAAGUCAAAAUGUUCAACGCCCUGAUCGUCCUGGCUUCGCUAUGGCUGGGCAAUAAUCUUUCUGGCAGCCUCAAGGACUAUGCACUCAUGGCUCGAUGGCGUUUCCUCGCCAUGAAAGCCCGCCCGAUCCGGGAAGCCGACCUGCUCAUGCACUGCGAGUCCCUUCGCAAAGUGCUAAAGCUACUUUGGACGGCCAGACCUUCUUCAGGCUGGGGCAUCAGUACCACUCAGCUUGGCUGCAUCGUCUGGCUGAGCAUAAAUCUGGCACUAGCUGUCCUAGUAGCGCUCCUGGGCUUGACAUACAACAUCGACACAUCGCUGUACCCGGAGCUACGGUAUGGUCUCGUCAGUAUAGCUAAACUAAACACGAUUCGCGACGUCUGGGGUGCCGAGAACCCAUCAUUCAGCGCACAGCUUGGCGCUGCGAAUAGUUUCGGCAUACAGGGUCAAGACUACAACUUCACCGAUGGCCCUGUGCCGGGUCAGGACGGCCUUCACGUUUGGGGUAGUCCCUACACUCCCAACAUCUACGCCAACGAAGACUGGACCGAAAUGCGCUACUACUUCAUGGAUCUCAAUACUGAGAACCCGAACCUGAGCGUACUAAGCAAGCGCUAUGUUGCUGUUCACGGGAACUGCACACAGUAUCCAAUUGUCAGCGGCGGCAAUGGUACUAACACUCGCAUCACUUAUACCGAUCUGCGGACGAACGAGAACGUAGUACUCGAUGCGGUUCGGGUAGGUCCAGGUGCCGUCACGUACAUUUCCGCGCUGAAUUCGACUUGCGGUCCACGGUGCAGCGAGAUCUUUGCCCUCCAGUCGGGCGGCGAUGACAUCAUCACUGAGCCAUCAUUUUAUCACUGCAAUGCCACUAUCACGCCAGUCCAAGGGCUCGAGUACUACACUUCAGCGGCUGAAAAUGCCACAGCUGCCAAAGAAUACGAGCUCCCCGACGAUCAAGCCCGCAUCAUGGCCGGGGCGAUUGGCUGGACUGGCUUCAACUUCACUGCAGACGACCAAUAUCAGUAUGUUCGCUACACAGUCGAUAGCUGGUGGUCGCCGAACAAUCCCACCAACGUCAGCCAGAUGGCAGGUCAUAUCAUGGAGUUCGCAAUUGAAGCGGUAGCGGCGCUAGAUAACAACGGUGAUCGAAUCCUCACGCAGGGCUGGUAUCCCGUACCCAGUCAAAUCGUUAAUGUGGAGUGGAAGUGGGCGGCUAUCUUGUUGGCUGUGAUACCUGGAUUACAUCUAUUGGCGAUGUUAAUGGUGGUCAGUUGGGCGGGCAAGGCCAUCAUAAGAGACGAAAGCUGUAUCUCGGUGGCGAAACUGUGGCGACCUAUACUUGGCAGACUGGGUGAUCACGGCUGUCUGUUGACAGGAGAUGAGAUCUGCGAGCAUCUGGGGGACAUCAAAGUCAGGUAUGGUGUGAUGGAUGGGUUUUCCAGGAGCGGCAGCCGGAGCCGGGAAAAUGACAUCGCCCAAGGGCUGAGAUUCGAGAAUGAGAUCGUGGGUCCUCAUGUUCGACAUGUGGGAAUGAUCGAGGAGAAUGACCUUGCUGGUGAUGAAUCAGCGGCGACUGGUGGGAUCAGGAGAGCUAGUAUUUGGCAGAAGACGCAGGUUCAUUUCCCGGAAGGGCUGUAUGAUGGAGCUGGAUACGCUGAAGCAGGAAGCUCGGAAGACACCGACGACGACAGCAGAUGCAGGAGGAAACUGCCAAAAACGGUAUGUGUCAAUGAUAGGAGGAUCGAAAUGAGGCAGAAGCUGCGAUUGCGGAGGCUGAGGAAGAAGGGGAAAGCGUGA